AUGCUGCUUAUUGGCCUGACUGGGUCCAUAGCGACCGGAAAGUCUACCGUCUCCUCCAUUCUUUCGUCUCCACCUUACAAGCUUCCCAUCAUUGAUGCAGACGUGCUGGCGCGCAAAGUGGUCGAGCCAGGGACUGCCGGCUACAAUGCAAUCGUCAAAUACUUUGGUCCGACGACGCCCGAGCUCCUGGUCGAGCCGUCGGACACAAUGCCGGAGAAUGGAAUCAAUGGCAAGGGCAGGCCUCUCAAUAGGCCAGCAUUGGGCAGACGCGUCUUUGGCGAUAGCGAGGAGCGGAAAAAGGAUCGAGGCGUCUUGAACAAGAUUGUCCAUCCCGCCGUGCGCAAGGAAAUGUACAAGUCCCUGCUCUGGUGCUAUGUCACGGGUCAUUGGGCAGUGAUAUUGGAUGUUCCCCUCUUGUUUGAGAGUGCGCUGGAUCGCAUGUGCGGAGUCGUCAUGGUAGUCGCCGUCAGAGAACCCGAGGUGCAAAUGAAGAGAUUAAUGGAUCGCGAUCCCCAUCUCACUAGGGAGGAUGCACAAAACCGGGUCUUGAGUCAGACAGACGUGAGGCUCAAGGCGAGGAGGUGCGAGGCUCGGGGCAAGGGAAAGGGGGUUGUGGUUUGGAACGAUUCGUCCAAGGAGGAGCUCAAGGCCGAGAUUGACAAUGCGAUCCAGGAGAUACAAAAGAGAAGCCCCAGCUGGUGGAAUUGGUUCCUUUUGCUCAACCCUCCACUGGCCGUACUGUCAGGCGCAUGGACAUUUUGGCAAAAUGUGCAAAUCAACAAGAGGUGGAAUGAGCUGGAGCUCAAGGAAAAGGCAAAGCUGUAA
This is a messenger RNA of Pestalotiopsis fici W106-1, 825 nucleotides long. RefSeq lists its product as uncharacterized. The record is from RefSeq and is a predicted model, not a curated record. Gene Ontology annotation, molecular function: ATP binding; dephospho-CoA kinase activity. NCBI's taxonomy places the organism in Eukaryota, Fungi, Ascomycota, Sordariomycetes, Amphisphaeriales, Sporocadaceae. The coding region runs from base 1 to 825 and encodes 274 amino acids. The transcript has a single exon. Gene Ontology annotation, biological process: coenzyme A biosynthetic process.